Molecule: messenger RNA, 1944 nt
Organism: Chlamydomonas reinhardtii
Lineage: Eukaryota; Viridiplantae; Chlorophyta; Chlorophyceae; Chlamydomonadales; Chlamydomonadaceae
Exons: 5
Coding region: 73-1749 (558 amino acids)
Source: RefSeq, a predicted model, not a curated record
GACCAUUUUGCUGCCAUAGGGCUGUUCUGCCGCGCGUCCAACACCCGUGUCCAUCCGGACAAGAGCAAGGCCAUGGGCCUUGGCAGGUUUGCGCACCUGACGGGCCCUUGCCCACACACGGGGGUGCCGUUUACCACUGGCGCCGUGACGCACCUGGGUGUGCCCCUGUCGUGGGACUCGGAUGCGGCUGCAGCUGACUUGUACACCCGGCGGGCUCGCGGCAUGGCGUUUGUGGCGCGUCUGUGGGCUGCCCUGUCUCUGACUCUCGUUGGCCGUGUGCACAUUGCAAAGCAGGUGCUGGCGGCAAAGCUGGCCUACCACUUCAGCUUCCUCAACCCGUCGCCUGCGCAGCUGAAGGAACUCACCGACCUGGUGGACCACUUUGCUGCGCCCUCCAUGCACGCUGAGGACGCCAGCCUGGUGUCGCAUGGGAACCCGCUCCUGCUGCCCAAGCGGGAAACGGCCUGUCUGCCGUACAAGGAUGGGGGUGUCAACCACGUCGACCUGCCUGCAUUCCUGUCUGCCGUGCAAGCUAAGACUUUCGCCCUCCUUGCCCAGCCAGGCCGGCAACCCUGGAAGACGCUCACCCGGGCGCUGCUUACCCAUUCGGCCACGAGCGUUGCGCCCCAGGCAGCGGCGCCGCCAGUGACGGACGCGGGCUUCAUGCUGGGGGACCGCAUGGGUAUGUGGGCCUCAGGCCCGCGGGGGGCGGGCGCGCUGCUGUGGAGCACUUUGCGGGCCACCUUCUUGUACGCCGUCUGGUGUGCGUACUGGUCCCGCGACCCUGCUAAGCAGACGUCGGAGCAUGUGGUUCGGGAGGUGCUUCUCACCGCGCAGCUCAAGGCGGCUAAGCUGGAGCACUUUGUUGCCAUCUGGACGCAUCCACCGCAGCCAGCCACUCAGCCGCCAGCGGCGCCGCCACAGUGGCGGGUUAGCCUGGACCAGCUGUGGGUGGCUAAUGCUGCGGGGGCUGUGUCCUACGUCCACUACACGGGGCGGCUCUUGGAGCCUGGACCUGGCGUGCUGCCCCCGGCGGUGGAUGGGGCGUGGCAGCCUGCCUGUGUGCUGCAGCAUCGCAAGCCGCGGCACCUGUGGACCUUUGAAGAGCGGGCGGCGUACGAUGCAGCAUCACCAGGGGACCGGGCGGGGGCGUGGCCUCGGGCGCCGUACUUCCUGGCGCCGGAGGCUGGGGUGGUGGUGCACCCGGAGAACUGCCGGAUUGCGGGUGUCAGCUUAGCGGACUACACGGUGCGGGACGUGCGGCGGGCCAUCACCGCGGCUAACCCGGCCGCACCUCCGGCUCCGGCCCGCCCCGCAGCCAUGCCGUGCCCGGCGCCAGCACAGCAGGCGGGGGGUUCGGGGACCCAGCCGGCGGCACAGUCGCGGCUGGCGGAGCGGGAGGCGGAGUGGCAGCGUGCAGCGGCGCAGCUGACCACCACGGCGGCGCAGCACUUCAACAAUAACCCGGUGGCUCUGGACCCCUGGCUCCACCGCACCUCUGCGGCAGCCGGGCUGCAGAACACGCCGGCGAGAGAACUGCAGUCGUAUGCGUCCCCGUUCCAGCACUCGGGUGAGGGGCCGCGGCGUUCCGCGCGGCUGCAGGAGCAGGCGGCGGGCGGGGCGGGACCUAGCACGGGGCCUGCCACGGCGGCGGCGGCAGCAGCGGCGGCGGUGGAGGGCGACCCUCGCAUGCCGCCCCCGGAUGCGUCCCUUCUGCGGGCUUCUCACCGCGCAGCUCAAGGCGGCUAAGCUGGAGCACUUUGUUGCCAUCUGGACGGCGGGUGGCGCGCUUUGUGAAGUGGAGGAGGUUCAGGUAGUUCAGGGUGGGUCACCGAAGUUGAACUUGCGGCUGACGCUUGCAUCACCUGUGCAGGCCCCCUAGUUUUCCUUUUGGGCGGCGUUUCUUUCCAAGCGCUGGCGUGGUGUACUAUCGUCAUCAGCUGA